Molecule: messenger RNA, 1840 nt
Organism: Hyla sarda
Lineage: Eukaryota; Metazoa; Chordata; Amphibia; Anura; Hylidae
Product: gastrula zinc finger protein XlCGF26.1-like
Exons: 3
Coding region: 1-1395 (464 amino acids)
Biological process (GO): regulation of transcription by RNA polymerase II
Molecular function (GO): RNA polymerase II cis-regulatory region sequence-specific DNA binding; DNA-binding transcription factor activity
Source: RefSeq, a predicted model, not a curated record
AUGUGGAGCUCCGGUGCUGUUUUUACCCGCCAGGCAGAGCAGACUAACCUCCUGAUGAGACGCCACUCUCUCAAUGAGCAGAAGGUCUAUAAUAUGGAAUCUUUGCCGGAAAGUUCUGGAGGAACAAUGAGCGGACUAGAAAACCCCAUAUCAGAGAAUGGAUCUCACACAGGAGAGAAGACAUUUUCAUGUCCAGAAUGUGGAAAAUAUUUUAGUCAGAACUCACAUCUUGUAAUUCAUGAGAGAACUCACACAGGAGAGAAGCCAUUUUCAUGUCCGGAAUGUGUGAAGAGUUUUAGUCAUAAAUCAAAUCUUAAAAAACAUAUAAAAACUCACACAGGAGAGAAGCCAUUUUCAUGUCCAGAAUGUGUAAAGACUUUUAGUCAAAAACCAAGUCUUGAAAUACAUAUGAGAACUCACACAGGAGAGAAGCCAUUUUCAUGUCCAGAAUGUGUGAAGUGUUUUAGUCAUAAAUCAAGUCUUGUGGAACAUAUGAGAACUCACACAGGAGAGAAACCAUUUUCAUGUCCGGAAUGUGUGAAGAGUUUUACACAGAAAUCAAAUCUUGUGGAUCAUAUGAAGAUUCACACAGGAAAGAAGCCAUUUUCAUGUCCAGAAUGUGUGAAGUGUUUUACACGAAAAGAAAAUCUUGUGCAUCAUAUGAGAACUCACACAGGGGAGAUGCUAUUUUCAUGUCCGGAAUGUGUGAAGAGUUUUACACAGAAAGCAACUCUUGUGGAUCAUAUGAGAACUCACACAGGAGAGAAGCCAUUUUCAUGUCCGGAAUGUGUAAAGUGUUUUAGUCAUAAAUCAAGUCUUUUGGGUCAUAUGAGAACUCACACAGGAGAGAAGCCCUUUUCAUGCCCGGAAUGUGUAAAGUGUUUUAGUCAUAAAUCACAUCUUGCGGGUCAUAUGAGAACUCACACAGGAGAGAAGCCAUUUUCAUGUACAGAAUGUGUGAAGUAUUUUAGUCAUAAAUCAAGUCUUGUGGAACAUAUGAGAACUCACACAGGAGAGAAGCCAUUUUCAUGUCCAGAAUGUGUAAAGAGUUUUACACAGAAAGCAAAUCUUGUGGAUCAUAUGAGAACUCACACAGGAGAGAAGCCAUUUUCAUGUCCAGAAUGUGUGAGGUGUUUUACACGAAAAGAAAAUCUUGUGCAUCAUUUGAGAACUCACACAGGAGAGAAGCCAUUUUCAUGUCCAGAAUGUGUGAAGUGUUUUACACAAAAAGCAACUCUUUUACAACAUAUGAAGACUCACACAGGAGAGAAGCCAUUUUUGUGCUUGGAAUGUGCUAACUGUUUUACUACGAAAUCACAUCUUGUUAUUCAUCAGAGAAUUCACACAGGAGAGAAGCCAUUUUCAAGCUUGGUAUGUGGAAAUGUUUUAGGCUGAAAUCACAUGUUUUUAAACAUCAGAUGAUUCACACAGGAUAGAAACAAUUUUCCUGUCCUGAAUGGGCAAAGUGUUUUACUAAUAAAAACAAGUCUCGAGGGACGUCUGAGAAGUCACACAGGAGAGAAGCUAUUGUCAUAUAUAGUAUGUGGCUAAUGUGUUAACCAAAUAUCAAAUCUGUGGAUCAUCUAAGAACUCAGACAAAGGAGAAGUUAUUUUCAUGUUUAAAAUGUGUAAAAUAUUUUUGACUGAAAUAAAAUCUUGUUCAUCAUCUCAGUCUAUGUAUGUGGGAAAGGUUUGUGAAGCAUCUGAGAACUCACACAGGGAAGAAUCAAUAGUCCUGUGCAGUAUCCUGUAAAUGUUUUAUCCAGAAAUCUGGUGUUGUGGAAGAUGUGAGAGCUGACUGAGGAGAGAAGUCAUUGGAAUGUUCAGAAUGUAGGAAAUG